This is a messenger RNA of Entamoeba nuttalli P19, 645 nucleotides long. RefSeq lists its product as hypothetical. The transcript has a single exon. The record is from RefSeq and is a predicted model, not a curated record. Lineage: Eukaryota; Evosea; Mastigamoebida; Endamoebidae. The coding region runs from base 1 to 645 and encodes 214 amino acids.
AUGGAUAAGGCUCAAUCUGAUGUGCUUGCCCAAUUCCUUGAACAAGAACUAAGCGUUGACCAAAAAGUAAAGAGGAUACAAAGAAAAGUAUCAGAGUAUAUGAAAUAUUAUAAUUAUGAAGAAUAUGUAGAUAAUCCAACGAAAAGACUGGAAGAGAAAAUAAAAGAUGUUGAAGGAGUUUUAGAUAGAAUGGAUGAAACAAAGCAGAGAAGUGAUAUUGUAAUGAGAUUUGCACAAGACACAAUCAAUGAUAUGGUACAUUGGAUAGAUGAUAUCAACUCUGUGAUAGAGUCUAUUACAAUAUCAACUAAUAAAGUUGCAACAAGAAACAAUGAAUUAGUUUUAAGACUCACAGAUAUGGAACAUCAACUCUUUGAGGAAAAAAUAAAUGUAGCGCAAUCAGAUACAGAAAAGAAAGAGAUCGAAAGAAAAUACAACAAACAAAUUAGUGAAGCGAAUGAAAUGGUGAUAGAAAACAAAAACAAUACACCAAUUAUAAACACACAAAAUGAAAUUAUUCAAGUUAAAAUAAAAGACGUUGAACUAAGAAGAAAAAAUCAAGAAUUAAAAGAACAAAUAGAACUCCUUAAACAAGAAAACAUGGUAUUAAAAGAAGAGAUAAAGUCAAUGCAUAAAAAGUUUUAG